Molecule: messenger RNA, 1341 nt
Organism: Dictyostelium purpureum
Lineage: Eukaryota; Evosea; Eumycetozoa; Dictyosteliales; Dictyosteliaceae
Exons: 2
Coding region: 1-1341 (446 amino acids)
Biological process (GO): endoplasmic reticulum tubular network organization; membrane organization
Cellular component (GO): endoplasmic reticulum; membrane
Source: RefSeq, a predicted model, not a curated record
AUGAGUUCAACAAAUAGAUCACCACCACCUCAAUCAUCAACCAAUAGGACUAAUAGUGGACCACCACAACAACCACCUAUGUUUAAUAAAUUUUUAAUUUAUUCUUGGUUGGUCGCACAAUCAGCAACCACAUUAUUUACAUUAUCAUAUUUAUUCAUAGGAAAUCCAAACUUUUAUUAUAGAUCAUUACUCGCAGCGGCCAUUGCAUACAUUAUACCAAUUUUUAAAUCAAACGAAGGAAAAAAACCAACUAAAGAGUUAGCAAUGCAAAUAUUGCAAAAUGAAAACGCCCAAUUAGUUCUUUACUGCAUUAUUUUUUACUUUUUAGCAACUCCAUCAUUAAUUUAUUUAGUACCAAAUUUCAUAUAUUCGUUCUAUCAUCUUUUAAACAAAAUCAUACCAUUAACUGGUAGAGUUCCAUUCGUUCAAAGCCUCUUACAGAAAUUAAAAUCACAACAAGAAAAAGCACGUGGUCUCGCAGUAUCACUCGAAAUAAACAUUUUUAUAUUUUUAAUUAUCAGUAUUUUCACCACUGGUCUUUACGGUAUCAUUAUCGUUAUGGUUUAUUUCCGUUAUCUUAAAAUCCGUUAUGUAUACAACGCAUCCAUCAAACAAAGAAUAGCCGAACUUGAUAUGGCAGUCAAUCAAAUUCAAGCCCAUCCAAAUUGCCCAGGCUUUAUAAGAAAUUUAAUUCCAAAAAUCAGAUAUUAUAUUUCAAUCUAUAUCUUUAAUUUAAAGUAUUAUUCUUUCGAACCAUUAUUCAAAAACGAUCUUCCACCUUUUAUAAAUUCACUCACUUUCGAAUAUCUUUUCAAUCAAAAGAUAUACCCAAAUUUAUUACCCGCCUCAAUUCAAACACUUAGGUUCAUGGGAAAUUAUAAUAUGGAGCUAGAAAUUGGUACAAUUCCUCAAAGUGUUAUCAAUUUAGAAUUUGGUUACUUUUUCGAUCAAUCAAUUAAUAAAAUUGGUUUAAUCCCGCCAUCAGUAAAAAAAUUGAUAUUUGGAAGUUGUUUUAAUCAAAAGAUCACAAUCGUGGGUGCUAUUCCACCAUCAGUAGAAGAGUUAAGUUUAGGCACCAAUUACAAUCACGAAUUAUCCAAAGGUAUAAUCCCAUCGUCAGUUAUUUUUUUGAAACUACCCACAAACUAUAGUAAACCCAUCAACCAAGGUGACCUACCAGAUUCCAUUGUAACUUUAGUAUUACCAAAUGAUUAUAACCAUCCUCUUACAUUAGAGAUUUUACCAAAAUCACUUAAAACCAUUAAAUACAAUAAAGAAACCUAUACCCAAUUCGAAGACAUAGCCCAAUUUAUUACCAAUUUCAAUAAAUCAACUAAAUAA